Molecule: messenger RNA, 1262 nt
Organism: Cynara cardunculus var. scolymus (artichoke)
Lineage: Eukaryota; Viridiplantae; Streptophyta; Magnoliopsida; Asterales; Asteraceae
Product: probable carboxylesterase 18
Exons: 2
Coding region: 40-1077 (345 amino acids)
Molecular function (GO): hydrolase activity
Source: RefSeq, a predicted model, not a curated record
AAACAUACCAUUUCUCAUUGAUUUUAUAGUGGUACGUCGAUGGAGGCCACCGCUAAACCUCCGGCGCCGUCGCUCUCCUUACCAUGGAAGACACGAAUCGCUCUUUCCGUCCUCUCCACCUUCACCGACGCAUCCUGCCGGAAAAACGGUACUGUUAACCGCCGUCUUCUUAACUUAUUCGACUUCCGAAGCCCGCCGACGUCCAAAUCGACCAACGGCAUUAUGUCACACGACGUCGUUGUGGAUAAAACUCGUAACCUUUGGUUCCGAGUAUACGUACCUACACAACACGAUGUUGAAGAUCUCCCGGUGAUCGUGUUCUUUCACGGAGGAGGAUUCGUCUUCCUCUCCCCUGACGUCAUGGCCUAUGACGCCGUGUGCCGCCGGUUCGCGAGAAAAGUGCCGGCUGUUGUUGUUUCUGUUAAUUACCGGCUUGCGCCGGAGCAUCGGUAUCCGUCUCAACAUGAAGAUUGCUUCGAUGUGCUGAAGUUUCUCGAUGAUGAAGAGAAUAGGUCCAAAUCGUUGCCGGAGAAUGCUAAUUUGCGGCGUUGCUUUCUUGUUGGAGAUAGUGCUGGUGGAAACCUAGCUCAUCAUGUUACUCAAAGAGCCUGUGAAUUCCGCUUCCGACGACUCCAGGUAAUCGGAGUGGUGGCAAUUCAACCAUUCUUUGGCGGAGAGGAGCGGAUAGAUUCAGAGACGAGACUAGAUGGAACACCAAUCGUUUCCGUAAAACGAACUGAUUGGAUGUGGAAUGCGUUUUUGCCAAAAGGGGAAGGGUUCAAUCGGGACCAUCCAAUCAUCAAUGUCAGCGGCCCAAAGGCGGUGGACUUAUCGAAAAUAGAUUUUCCAGCGACCAUGGUGGUGAUCGCGGGGUUCGAUGCUCUACACGACUGGCAAAAAAGGUAUUACGAGUGGAUGGAGAAGAGUGGGAAAGAGGUUUACUUGGUGGAGUACCCAAACAUGUGCCAUGCUUUCUACAUCUUUCCGGAAUUGCCAGAAUCAACACAACUUAUUGGGCAGGUGAGAGAGUUCAUUCACAAAGUAUCGAGUAACGUUGGCUCUUUAUUGACGAAUUAGCACAUACUCUCUUAUAAUCGCUCGAACGCAUAUUAUAUAGUUUAGUACAUGGUGUUUUUAACCUAAAGGCAUUUGGCCUAAUCGUAUUAUAACUUUUGGUUGUGUUUGUGCCUCGUAUAAGUAUAUUUGUCGGUGUUUAAGGGAACCGACUUAAAUCUUAGCAAUAAAACCCGAUGGAUUCUUUU